Aspergillus mulundensis is the source of this 2250-nucleotide messenger RNA. RefSeq names its product Zn(II)2Cys6 transcription factor domain-containing protein. The record is from RefSeq and is a predicted model, not a curated record. NCBI's taxonomy places the organism in Eukaryota, Fungi, Ascomycota, Eurotiomycetes, Eurotiales, Aspergillaceae. The transcript is spliced from 4 exons. The coding region runs from base 1 to 2250 and encodes 749 amino acids. Gene Ontology annotation, biological process: regulation of DNA-templated transcription. Gene Ontology annotation, molecular function: zinc ion binding; DNA-binding transcription factor activity, RNA polymerase II-specific.
AUGUCUAAUGUUGAUUUAACCGGUGACGGUUUUAUCGGGCUUGAUUAUGACUCGAGGAACUACAUUCACGCUCAGUCGUGGCCAGUGGCGGUGGACCAGCGGACAGACGCUUCUCGAGAUAUCUCACCCUUACAAACCAGCGGUCACUCCUUCGACCAGACGGUAGCCCAGGACCCAAAUCUCAUCGUUGACUGGCAAUUCCAACAUCUACAACCCCACCUUCAAUAUCCUCAAGAUGAGGCCGCUGCCGCUCCCCAGUUCACUACCGCAAGCUAUGGCAUGACUAUCCACUCCUCCCCCAUCGAUAUGAUGUCGGGGCCUCACAUGACUGGCAACCUGCUAGACGGUUCUUAUCUACCUCUCGCUGCGCCCGUCGACAUGGUCUCAUAUCCAUACCAAGAUCUCCAGGCAGAUCUUCUUGGAUUCCAACCUCACGGCCUUCCCGACAUGUCCUCAUAUGCAGCAGCUCAGAAUAUGGUUGGAAGCAGUUCACCGACGGACACGUACCUCGAGGUUCGAUCGCUCACUAGUUCUAGCAGUGACAACGGUUGGAGUAUGGUCGAACCACGUCAUUCGCAUGAGUUUUCUUUCCCAGACCAGGUCUUUAUCAACCCAACACAGACCCUCCAUGACAGAAGUCUCUCUGAGUCCUCGUACUCGACUUCUUACGGCAGCUUUGUCGAGGUUUCGAACCCGGUCAACUCGCCCUGCUCGGAAACCAACUUUGAGUCAACUUUCAACAGUCCUGUUAACCGACGAAUUUCGUAUGACCACACUUCUCAUGGUUCGCAAUCGCCCACCGCGAUCAGUCCCGCUGCCAUUGUUCGACCCAUCCAAGUGCCUUCAAAGAAGGACACCUCUCCCGCACGCUCCUCAGCCGCCUCAUCUUCUCCGCCGAGCAGAAAGCAGUCUCGCAAAAGUCCGAUGGCCGCAAAGACUGCAGAAACCAAGGUUCGCAAGCAGUCGCACGGUAAGUCUGAACCCGGCGAGAAGAAGGUGGGCAAACGGAAGGGUCCUCUUAGACCCGAUCAGCGAAAGCAGGCCAGUGAGAUCCGGAAGCUGCGGGCUUGUCUGCGUUGCAAGUUCCUCAAGAAGACUUGCGACAAGGGUGAGCCAUGCGCUGGAUGCCAGCCCUCACAUGCAAGGUUAUGGCAGGUUCCCUGCACUCGUAUUGACAUCAAGGAGAUUGGUUACUUUAUGAAGGACUGGAAAGCGGACUAUGAGCGACACAUCACCCUUGGAUUCUCCGUUGGCAAUAUCAAGGGUUUCUCGGACCAGGAGAGGACUCUCUUCAUCACUCACGGCUAUGGACAAGUUCUUCCAAUCAAUGCGCGUGAAGUAUACGUGCAUAACGAACAGUGCUUCAGUAUCGAUUGGGUGGAGGGAAUGAAUCGUGAGCCUAGCCAGUACGAAGUCGAGACUGCCAAAUUGUCCGCCGGCAUGGAAGGUGUCUCGCACGCCAUGUUGUCCGACUAUCUGGAUCGUCAUAUCGACGGCAACGGUACUUUUGAAAAAUUCGUCGACGAUUACUUCGAGGGCACCCCAUUCCUGACGCAGAUGCUCAAAACGGCGUUCCGGUAUUACUUCCGCACAAAGAUGCCCGUGAUCCGCAAGGCGUUGAAGCUUAUUCUUGCCUACAACCUGACGCUGCAUGUCACAAUGGUGGAAGGUCUGGGUGAAGAAGAAGGCUUCUUGGGCAAGAUUGAUGAUCCCAGCUCGAAGUUCAAGGGCAAGACAGUAGCCCCCGUCAUGAUCAAUUUCCAAAUCAAAUGCGCUUUAGCCAACAUGUGGCGUGAGCUCCAAAAAGAUGUUCUGGAGGAACUCUCCAGUCUCUAUUCCAGUGUGUACAGUGGCGAGAAAUUAAAGAACUGGCCUACUAUUUUCAUGUUGGCGUCAAUUCUUCUGGGCGUAUGGGAGGAAAUGCAGUUUGACUGCCACUACCGCACUCCAGACGCUGCUGCUGUGGAGAAAUUCUGCACCGAUAUGGAGACUACUCCAGUUGGAGUCAUUGUCGGUCUGUUCCAGGCAAUCUCUCAGAAGCUGCCUUCAUUCUCCGAAUGGGAAACAUCCAAGCAUCAUCAUCUGCUGCACUCGAAUCCCGAUGUUUGCGCCACUAUGACUGAAGUCCGCCAGCACGUUGAGAAAUUCGAGAGCUACCUUCGUGGCCGCUCAGCCUCGAAAUUCAACAGGAACGACUUUGACUGCCUCUCCAACAAAUUCGUCUCCAGACUUGUCAUUCGUGCGAACUAG